Molecule: messenger RNA, 1755 nt
Organism: Aureobasidium pullulans EXF-150
Lineage: Eukaryota; Fungi; Ascomycota; Dothideomycetes; Dothideales; Saccotheciaceae
Exons: 2
Biological process (GO): DNA-templated transcription; positive regulation of transcription from RNA polymerase II promoter by galactose
Cellular component (GO): nucleus
Molecular function (GO): zinc ion binding; DNA-binding transcription factor activity, RNA polymerase II-specific; RNA polymerase II cis-regulatory region sequence-specific DNA binding
Source: RefSeq, a predicted model, not a curated record
CCCGACAAGAGACGUCGGAUCGCUCAAGCUUGCGACAAUUGCAAACGCAGAAAGGAAAGAUGCGAUGGCAGCCGACCGUGCAGCAUCUGCAUCCGACGACGAAGGGAAUCCGAAUGCCACUUUUCCGAGACGCCUGCUAGAUUGCUCCGACCCCAGAAUAAUGUCAACAAUCACAUCGGCAGUCCUGGAGAUGCCAUUCAGGCUUCUCCUUCGGUUCACGCGGCGAGAAAUCAUUCCAAUUCUCGACCUGAAUCUGUGGCACCGGUACCUAGAUUGGCGAGACUCCUCCGAGAUACUCAUGGCAAGUUCAUGUAUGUCGGCGACUCUGCCAGUCUGUCUUUCGUGCAGAGUGUCAGACGUAUGGUCGUAUCCGCCAUUGGCGACUGUGAUUUUACCAACGACCCACUACGGCAUCAGAUCAUUGAAACAACGCCACCGACUUCUACACUACUACCAGAUAUGUCGCCUUUGGUCUUGGAUCUCGAAGAAUGCAAGCAAUUGUCUCGACAUUACCUUCUUGCCACUACCGGCCUCAUCGACCUUUUCGACAUUCCCACCUACUUCCGUCAUCUCGACAAUUGGGUUGUCAACCAGACUCGCGACAACGAUGUCAAGUCCUCAAUCUUCUACAUGGUCCUUGCGAUUGGUGCGCAAGUCUCUUCACCAGAUGGCGACCAGACACUUGCUGAGAAGUAUUUUAAUCGUGGUAGGCAUAUGGCCGUCAUGACAUUCACCGAUGCGCCCAGCCUCUUGACGAUACAAGCCUAUCUUUGUAUUACCAUGUACAUGCUUGGAGCUUGCCGGAGGAACGCCGCAUUCAUGCAAUUCGGUAUCGCAGUCAGAGCUGCGUUUGCGCUGGGUAUGCACAAGAGUAGUACUCAUGCACUUUUCGAUGAGACCGAAGCUGGAGCAAGGCGUAGAAUCUGGAAGAGUGUUCGCGUGCUGGAUAUAUUCCUCAGUGCGUCCCUAGGAAGACCACCGGCUACAUCGGAUCUGUCAAUGGAGAAAGAUAAGGAUGUUGUUGACGAAACGGCGCAAGGACUGACAUCUACGGACCCCUUCUCGAGCAAGGUGCUUGCUCUAUGUGACAUCUUUGAACGUAUCAUCAUUGAUGUCUACAUGAAGAAGGCAGUCUCUACCCGACUCGCAGACUCAAUAUCUGGCCAAUAUCGUGACUGGACAAGUGAUUUACCAGAGUCAUUACAGCUGGCAAAUCUCGACUCCAGUGAGGACGAUCCGGAGAAAUUGUCCAAGGUACUGGCCGCCAGCUACAUCAUAAGCUCAUACCACUGGUCAAUCAUCCUGCUUACCCGCCCAUUCCUCACAUUCCAGAUAAUCAAAGACAUGAGCCGAUCCGGCCAGAAUCUAGAAAUGAGCGACCAAGUUGACCAAUCCUCCAUCAAAACUUACGCCGACGCCUGCGUAGACUCCUCUCUUCGCUGCCUCAACAUUGCGCAAACACUGAUGCGAUACUCGUCGCUCCCACACAGACUACCGUUUAUCAUAAACUCAGUCUGCAAUUCUGCUCUCGUCCUCGGCGCCGCCACCUUCGCCGACCAAGACAAAUUCCUUCCUCUCGAAGACGGGCUUAAACAAGGAAUACACAUCCUCAAUCAUUUUGCACAGUGGGAUCCUCAUGCUGUUCGGUAUGCUCAGAUAGUCACUUACCUACAAGACGCUACUGCACAGUAUAUUCGCCAACGAAGUCAGAGGUCUAUGGAAUCUCGCCGCAGCAAUGUCACCCGGCUCUUCGGC